Drosophila obscura is the source of this 1175-nucleotide messenger RNA. RefSeq names its product zinc finger protein 596. The record is from RefSeq and is a predicted model, not a curated record. Gene Ontology annotation, cellular component: chromosome. Gene Ontology annotation, biological process: regulation of transcription by RNA polymerase II. Bases 49 to 1086 code for a protein of 345 amino acids. The transcript has 2 exons. Gene Ontology annotation, molecular function: chromatin insulator sequence binding. NCBI's taxonomy places the organism in Eukaryota, Metazoa, Arthropoda, Insecta, Diptera, Drosophilidae.
AACUCGAAAAAUCUGCUUACAAAAUUUUAAGGUCGAAUUGUUUAUUUGAUGAGUGGCAAACCGCUUAAGCCCAAGCCACGUGGUGGCCACACCACGGAUGCCCAGAGAUCGCCCCCACAGAAGCUGACCAAGCGGCUGUACCACUGCGGCUUCUGUUUGGCCAGCUUUCGCUGGUACCCAAAGACCAAGCAGCAUGAGCAACACUGUGCCGGUCGUUUGUGGCGCCUCCACAUCUGCAAGCACUGCCUGACCCUCUUCGGGGACGAGAAGGUGCUGGAGCGGCAUCUGGCGCGAAAGCAUACCGACGGCCGAUUCCUGUGCCUGCAGUGCGGCAAGCGGUACUCUUCGACGACGUUCCUUUACCGGCACGUGGUGUCCUGGCACGGCGUGCACUCGCUCUUCUACUGCGCCAUGUGUGCGAAUAGCCGCAACGAUGUGAAGACCUUCAGCAACAUGGAAGCGCUGCAGGCACAUGCCGAGGAGGCGCACGAUCUGGCGCCAAGGAAAACCCACAGCGAGGUGGACGAGACCGAGGAGCUGGAAAUGCUGGAGGAGAACAUCGAUGAUAUACUGCCGAGUGUCGACUGGGAUGACGAUGUCACCUUUGGCUGGCCCAUGGACCUGGACAAGGAGGCCUGCAUAGCCGAUCACAAGCCCAGCGGCUAUGUGUGUCCCAUCUGUGGCAACGGCUUUCCGGGCAGCAUGAGCCUGAUCCGCCACCUCGAGGACACACACCAGAAGAGCUCACUCGAGUGCUGUUUCUGUGGCAAGUUGCACGGAACUCGCGGGGCAUUGCGAGGACAUCUCGAACGUAUGCAUGUCCUGAUCCGCGGCCAUGUAUGCCACAUCUGCCAGGCGGACUUUACCACCGUCGAUCACCUCAAGAAGCAUGUGAAGAGCAGGCACGUUAAAGAUCGUCCCUAUCUGUGUCCCGCCUGCGGCAAGGGUUACAACCAGCUCUGCCACCUCAACGACCAUGCGUGCUGCUCCCCCCAGGGAAGUGAGCCACACAUUUGCCAGCUGUGCAAUUUUUCCUUCCGUCGGAUCGUCGAUCUGAAGCAGCAUGUCAUCAAGAAGCACGCAUAAAGCGAAAUUACAGAAGCAGCAACAGAAGCUUUAAUAGAAGACGCAACAGAAGCAGCAACACCAACUGUUAACCGAAGACUUAACAGAGC